Messenger RNA from Drosophila kikkawai, 809 nucleotides. It is a transcript of the gene ReepB, whose product is annotated as Receptor expression enhancing protein B. The record is from RefSeq and is a predicted model, not a curated record. NCBI's taxonomy places the organism in Eukaryota, Metazoa, Arthropoda, Insecta, Diptera, Drosophilidae.
AAUCCAUCGGUCGGUUGUCUCAGCAUUCCAUUCCGCGAUCUCAACGAAAGUCCAGCGGUGAACGGGGUCAAAAGGUUGCCAUUGAGACGUGGCGCUUUGACACACACGUGGAUAGAAAUUAGCUGGGCAGGUGUUAGCGCUUCAGUGUGUGUGUGUGCUGACUGCAUAGAUCAAAUCCAUAGAGAGCUUUUGGAUCCAGCUCCCCCGACAGAGUCACCGAUGUGGCUCUGGGAGUAUAUUAUGCUAAUCAGACAGCGACAGGCGGCGCGACGCAAUGUCAGGGUUCCCCUCGUUUACCUAGGCACAGGUGCCGCCGGCUUCUGCGCCCUCUAUUUGAUCUUUGGCUAUGGCGCCCAGCUGCUGUGCAACAUCAUCGGAGUGCUGUAUCCCGCCUACAUAUCGAUCCAUGCGAUCGAGUCCAGCACAAAGCAGGACGACACCAAGUGGCUCAUCUACUGGGUCACCUUUGGCAUCUUCACCGUGAUUGAGUUCUUCUCGGGACUGCUGACCUCGGUGAUUCCAUUUUACUGGCUGCUCAAGUGUGCUUUCCUCAUCUGGUGCAUGCUGCCCACGGAGCAGAAUGGCUCCACCAUCAUCUACCACAAGCUGGUGCGACCCUACUUCCUGAAACACCACGAAUCCGUCGACAGGAUCAUCGAUGAUGGCAUGAAGAAGGCCGCUGGAGUGCUGAAGCACGACUAGGACUAGGGAGCUCCGUCCGCUGCUAUCACUUGCUUCCCCAUGCAUUUGGAUUAGGUCACCACCUCACCUCGUAUCGGUUACGUUUUGAAAUAAAUUUUAAAUAUGUA